CCGAAUAUUAAAUAGUUCAAGCACCACAUUCCUGACUCAGUCCUGUCAAACAACCGACCACAAUCACUAAUACGCAGGCCACGUUCAUAUCAAGGUAGCACCUCCUCUUGUUUCAAUGACUCACAGAAUGGAUGAGCACACCUCAAAUGAAACCACGCCUCUGAUACCUGCAGAGGCCUCGAGCUCGAAAAAACCUAAAACACCUCUUCCAAAACUCCAGAUAGGCAUACUUAUGAUAUUGCAACUUGUCGAACCUAUCGCUUCCAUGUCUAUAUUCCCAUACAUCAAUCAGCUCAUCAGAGAACUUGGAAUCACUGGAGGUGAUGAUGCAGCUGUAGGAUAUUAUGCUGGAAUAAUCGAAUCUCUAUUUUUUAUCGCGCAGACACUGACAGUGCUGAGGUGGAGUCGGUUGUCUGACCGCAUUGGACGCAAGCCAGUGUUAUUAGUAGGACUAUCAGGAACUUGCAUUUCGAUGCUAUGCUUUGGUCUCUCGACGACGUUCUGGGGCCUUGUCGUCAGCCGCUGCAUGUGUGGUGUACUGAACGGCAAUGUUGGAGUCAUGAAGACUAUGAUGGGCGAAUUGACUGACUCCACAAAUAUGGCUCAAGGAUUUGCCUUAAUUCCAAUAAUGUGGUGCAUCGGAGGUUUUAUUGGCCCUCUAAUAGGUGGAACGCUCGCGCGUCCACAAGAUAACUGGCCCGGUUUAUUCGCUCAUCCAUUUUGGAGCAAAUACCCAUACUUUUUACCCUGUGCAGUGUCUGCUUGUGCGAUUGUCGUGGGCUUUUUAAUCCUGUUGUGUUUCUUAGAAGAAACAUUAUCGACCAAGCGUCGACCAAAGUUGACAUCAGCCACCCUAGGCAUUUCAAAUGGUGCCGAUAGUGGUAAUCAACAAGCCCUUAUACAAUCAUCUAACGUGCCCAUCCGAUCUCUGCUCACACCUACCAUCGUUAUUCCAAUUGCAAACUACGCCAUGCUUGCCUUGCUUGACAUUGCAAUUAUGGCUCUUCUGCCGCUGUUCUUUUCGACGCCUACCUAUCUUGGUGGCCUUGGUUUUACUCCAUCUUACAUUGGUUCGUGGAUGGCGAUAUUUGCGUUCGUAAAUGGCACUUUCCAGGCACUGUUUUUCGCCAAAAUUGUUGAUCGGGUUGGUCCAAAGCGCCUCUUCUGUGUGUCGGUGUCGUGCUUCACGCCACUCAUGCUUAUGUUUCCAAUCAUGUCAUGGCUUGUGCACGCAAGGGGUGUAGUUGACCAUGCAAUCACGUUUGCAUUGCUUGGCCAACUAGCGCUGAUAGUUACAUGGGAUAUGGCAUACGGUACUGUGUUCAUGUUUAUCACGGCCUCUGCCCCUACAAAGAAUGUCCUGGGCGCUGUCAAUGGUCUUGGCCAGACCUCUGCGUCAAUGGCUCGUGUCGUUGGGCCCGCAUUAGCGACUUCGCUCUUUGCAUUCUCAAAGGAAUACAAUAUUCUCUACGGGAAUGCGGUCUAUGUUGUCCUGAUUAUGCUGGCUGGUGUAUUGAGGUGGCUAGGGUCACAGUUGCCCGAUGAAAUACAAGACAGGGAUGAGUGAAGUUUCUCGUACAUCGGAUCCCAGGGCAAACGGAAUAUCAAUAUAUCACAGUCGCGGGAAACCUAUCGUUUGGGUUUGGCGAGCAACGUUGGAUAUUAUGCAGAUUUCAUUGUGAUUCAUGAGUCAGAAUCACGUCGGCCGUAUUUUUAGGCGUGGCCAUCGCCAAUCAGUCACACGACACAAGCACAGACGCGCAUGAACAUCAGAUCCAUAGUCGCCCAUUAAGUCCAUGAAUAGAAGGGACAGC
Molecule: messenger RNA, 1814 nt
Organism: Suillus clintonianus
Lineage: Eukaryota; Fungi; Basidiomycota; Agaricomycetes; Boletales; Suillaceae
Product: MFS general substrate transporter
Exons: 8
Coding region: 116-1567 (483 amino acids)
Biological process (GO): transmembrane transport
Molecular function (GO): transmembrane transporter activity
Source: RefSeq, a predicted model, not a curated record